CCCUGCUCCCCUCGCGCCGCGCCGCGUCUCCUGCUCUGGUCACCCGCGCUGAUUAAUUAAUCAUGAUGGGGCUGCUGCUGUGCCUGCAUUUAUCUGGGGCGGACGGGGCCACCGGCUCCAGCCGCAGCACUGUGGGGUGAAGCGAGCGCUCGCCUGCGCCCUCCUGCAUCUGCUCCAGCUCCCAGCCCGGCAUACCCUGACGCCGAGGAAGCGUCGCUCUCUAUGGCUCCGGAGGAGAUGCUUCAGAAAGUUGUUUGCUCGCCCCCAGUUCUGUCAACCAGCUCCUCAAGUGGAGAAUCACGUAUUAUUGAACUAAUUUUUUGAACUAAUUAUUCUCCACAUGGCCUUCCUCCUGGUGUCAGCUUAUCUUUUGCUGACUCACACUCAGGGUGCUCUUGUUCAGAAUGAGGCACUGCUGGAGACGCUGAAGUCGCAAGUAGGAUUUUUCAGUAAUAAAAGUGAACACUAUUCUGCACAGGUGAGACCUCCUGGCACAAACCGACGAAUACCUCAGACGAUCAUUAUAGGAGUUCGCAAAGGAGGGACCAGAGCCUUAUUGGAAAUGUUGGAUAUUCAUCCUAAUAUUGUGGUAGCAACUACAGAAGUCCACUUCUUUGACUGGGAUGAAAAUUAUGUUAAAGGAAUAGACUGGUAUAGGCGUCUGAUGCCAUUUUCUUAUGAAAAUCAAAUUACUAUUGAGAAAACACCAGGCUAUUUUACCUCACCACAGGCUCCAGAAAGAAUUCAUGACAUGAAUAGCUCUAUUAAACUGCUGCUCAUUCUAAGAGACCCCACUGAGAGAGUAAUAUCUGAUUAUACCCAAGUAUAUUACAACAGACUAGAAAGUCACAAGCGUGUUCAGCCCUUUGAAGAAAUUGUUAUUAAAAAUGGAGCACUUAAUACCAAAUACAAAGCUAUUCAGAGAAGUCUCUAUGAUCUCCAUAUGGAAAAGUGGCUUAAGCAUUUCAACUUAGAUCAGAUUCACAUAGUGGAUGGCAAUACUUUAAUCAAAGACCCUCUUCCUGAGUUACAAAAAGUGGAAACAUUUCUUAAUCUUCCUUCCAGAAUUAUGUCUUCAAAUUUUUAUUUUAACCAAACCAAGGGGUUCUAUUGCAUUAGAAGUGAUGGAAGAGAGAGAUGUUUACAUGAGUCCAAAGGGCGUCCCCACCCUGUUGUCAACAUCACUGUUUUAGAGCAACUUUACUCCUACUUCAGAGAGCACAAUGCAAAAUUUUACAGAAUGGUUAAUCAUUCGUUUGACUGGCAUUAAUAAUACAGUUGAAAUAAAUGUUUCUUAAAAUGUCCUGAAAUAAACUAUUUUCAAAGUUACCUUUGUAAGCAAUCUGAGGUAGCUCAGACUGAAAACUUCAGAAGUUGUUGUUAUAUUGAAAACAAAGCCUUCAUUGGGGAUAGUUAUCCAUUAGCAGUACCCUUUAAACAUUGGAGAAAUAAGUUUGCUAUAUUUAUGUAUAACUAACUACUGUGGGCCAGAAUUUGAUUUCAGUUUCACUGCUCCAAAUCCAUUAAUUUCAGUGGAGAAACUUGAGAUUUACACCUGUAUGACUGAGAUCAGAAUUGUAAAAGCAGCAAAGAGUCCUGUGGCACCUUAUAGACUAACAGACGUUUUGGAGCAUGAGCUUUCGUGGGUGAAUACCCACUCAUGCUGCAAAACGUCUGUUAGUCUAUAAGGUGCCACAGGACUCUUUGCUGCUUUUACAGAUCCAGACUAACAUGGCUACCCCUCUGAUACUUGAGAUCAGAGUUAAGUCUCUUUGGAAAAAUGAGACUGCUUUAAGCAGUGUACAAAAUGUAGAUAGCUUAAAUGGUAUCAUUCUAACUGUUCUGUAAUGUUUGUUCGUAGUAUUUUUUUUAUGUCAUGCGCUAUGAUAAUGACAUUGAUUUCUAGAACUUUCAUACAGUAGAAUAAUGACAUAUGUUAAUACAGAGGAUUUCAAACAUGCUUCCUUUAAACAAUUCAAAAUUUGUGAAAGUAGCUAUUAUUGUAAAGUACUUCCUACUUAAAUAACUAACAUAUGAUAAAGGGGCUCCAGUCCAACUAUGGUUUUGAAUACCUACCAGCUUGCUCUGUGAUGAGGCUCCUUCUAUAUAGAAUGUUAGUACUAAACAACACACUUAUUACUUGGUGCAAAAUCUUCAAACUGGUGGAGAAAAUUAACUAUUUGGAGAAACUUAAAAUGUUGGGGUUCAGGAGGCAAACCGACAAGGAUCCAAAACACCCUUGGUUUACAUAGCAAAAUUGAUCUGCUUAAUAAAAAGUAAAUCUGUAAACAAAGUCAUUAGAUGUCAGCAAUUGUACAAAUGUUUAUUUAAUUACAUAAAUUGUCACUUUCCUCUUGAAUGGAAAACAAUUUUUCAUCAAUACUACCUUAUUGUUUGUAUUUCUGUGACUAAUUGUUCUAUUGCUCUCUUAGAUUUAGUUCACGUAUCUAAGUUGACACAUUGUUUACUGAAAAAAAAUUAAUUGCCUGCUCUCCAAAGCAUGGAAUAACUUUUUUUUUUUUGUAAUUUCUAUUUGCAAAUCAUGAGAUGUACUCAGAGUUUAAAGAAAUUUCAUGUAACAUGUAUAUAAUAUUGUAUAUCAGUCACAAGUUAUCAGAUUCAGGAUAUCAAGUAUGAUUUACUCAGAUUUUCUAUAAA
Molecule: messenger RNA, 2658 nt
Organism: Gopherus flavomarginatus (Mexican gopher tortoise)
Lineage: Eukaryota; Metazoa; Chordata; Testudines; Testudinidae
Product: heparan sulfate glucosamine 3-O-sulfotransferase 1-like
Exons: 2
Coding region: 341-1270 (309 amino acids)
Molecular function (GO): [heparan sulfate]-glucosamine 3-sulfotransferase activity
Source: RefSeq, a predicted model, not a curated record